Molecule: messenger RNA, 2247 nt
Organism: Micropterus dolomieu (smallmouth bass)
Lineage: Eukaryota; Metazoa; Chordata; Actinopteri; Centrarchiformes; Centrarchidae
Product: enhancer of mRNA-decapping protein 3-like
Exons: 5
Coding region: 1-1167 (388 amino acids)
Biological process (GO): P-body assembly; deadenylation-independent decapping of nuclear-transcribed mRNA
Cellular component (GO): P-body
Molecular function (GO): mRNA binding
Source: RefSeq, a predicted model, not a curated record
AUGCCCAAAUUGCAUGGGGCCAAAGUGCUGAGUGGCUUGGGCAGGGCUGGUCCUUUCACACGCAAUGCCUUUGCUCCCAAGAAGCCCCCGGCCACAAAGAAGGGAAAGCAGGGUUCAUCUAACAGCAGGGUGGCCACACAGGCCGCACCAAAGAGAAACAGUGUGAGGAAUGGAGGUGCUGGAGGGCCGAUGAAGCCAAAGGAUGACGAGUGCUUCGGAGACAGGACUGAUGAGGACAUGGGUGCAGAUUUUGACUUUGAGGGAAACCUGGCUCUGUUUGACAAAGCUGCUGUCUUCUCCCAGAUUGAUGGGACAAACAGCAACAGGGCACAGCAUCACAGCACACAGGAUGAACAGAAGCCCCUGUCCUAUCGCCAUGAUGAGAAUAUUCUGGAGGUGAAGCCUGUUGUAUACCGACAGAUAACGGUGCCCCAGCAUGGGGGCAAAGAGUACUGUACCGAUUCCGGGUUGGUGGUUCCCAGUGUUACCUGUGAGCUUCAUAAGCGUCUACUAGCAGCUGCAGAGCGCUGGGGCCUAUCUCUUGAGCGCAGGCUGGAGACGAUAGGUGUUUGUUCCAGUCAGAUGGCGCUCACUCUGCUGGGUGGACCAAACAGACUCACCCCAAAAAAUGUCCACCAGAGGCCCACUGUGGUCCUUCUGUGUGGGCCACACAUCCAGGGAGCCCAGGGCAUCAGCUGCGGUAGACACUUGGCCAACCAUGAAGUGGAGGUCUUCCUGUUCCUGCCCAACUUUCUCAAAAUGCAGGAGUCUGUCACAAGUGAGGUCAACCUCUACAGCAGGACCGGCAGCAAGCAAGUGGCCAGCGUCAAAGACCUGCCAGCAAGCCCCGUCGACCUGGUCAUCAACUGCCUGGACUGCCACGAGAACCUACUGCUGAGGGAGCAGUCCUGGUACCAAUCAGCCGCUGACUGGGCCAACCAGAACCGGGCUCCGGUCCUAAGUAUCGAUCCUGCGGUCAGCGAGCAGCAUCAGGCCGUCGAGGCAAAAUGGACCCUCUCUUUGGGCCUUCCACUACCUCUGCCCAAGGCAGAGAGCAGGGUGUACCUCUGUGACAUUGGCAUCCCUACGCUGGUUUUCCAGGAGGUUGGAAUCCGCUACCACUCACCAUUUGGAUGUAAAUUUGUCAUUCCUCUGCACCAGGCGUAACAGAGUAACCAAUGACAUUGCACCUAGAUAAAGAUGGAUAAGAUGAGGAAAUGGUCUGCUUUGCCACAUGGCUGAAGAACAACUACAUGGCCGAAACAGUAUUUUGUUACAAAGUGUAUACAACUUCAUGACACGUCUAAAAGCUCAUGGUGUAGGUUUUUCCACUUACACGCUGGAAACUCCCUGGGUUUGCUGCAUGUUGCGUGCGACACCUCUUGCCUCUUUGAGAGGAAAGGUUUCCUGUUCUUUGGUGUGUUUUGAUAAGGGCUCUGUGACAAGUCAAUGUGUUUACAAAAUGCUGACCACUGUGAGUCUAUCUAUGACCCCUGACCCUGUGACCAGUCAGAGCAGCGGAGACACAGUUCCUGUUUCCUCCGUUAGAUUGCAUGUGGAGUGUCAUCCUGACCUCGUGACUGGGAGCACAGCUCAGCCUAAAGCUAUCUGCCAACCCGAAUCUGCCAUUCAUCUGCCCCCCAGUGGAUGCACAUGUCCAUUGUAUUUCAAUUUAAUGCAGUUUUCUUUUCUUUUUACUUUUUUUACUCAACUGGGUGUGUUUAGUCUAGAAAGGAUUUUGGUAUGUUUCACUGAAAAGGUGAUAUUACAUAGAAUCUAUAUUUGUAUUUAUUUUUGGAAUAUGUCUCAGGAAUAAUGAAUGGAAAAAUGUUAUAGUUGCAUUUACAUUAUAUCUGAUCACACUCUUUCUGCACUGUUGGGUGUCCUGAGUUUAUAACCACUGACCCUGAAAAUUAAAAGAGGAGGGUUCUUUUUCUGUAUUUACUGAAGUCUUUCAGAUUAGACGGGAAUUUGAAGAACACAUUCCAAGGACCAAAAACAUCUUGGACCAGGAUAAUAGCGAUAUAGUUUCCCAUUUUGACACAUCAGAUUCACCCACCUUCAGUGAAAUAAUCACUCCAACCAACUUCCUCUCUUUUGGUCAGCGUAGUGAUCUUCUGUUAAAACCUCAGAUCAGCAAAAUGUCAACUUUACAAGAAAGAAAACAGUCUUAUUGGCAGCUAUGUCAUUUUGUCCUUGUAUCAUGAACUGCUUUUUCCAAAUGCAAUAAAUACAGAACAAAACUCA